AGAUGGCAGUAAUGCUUCUGCAGUGUUAGUCACGGACGGAAGUCAGUGCUGCCUCACUGAGACUAGAACAGAGCUCAACAUACGGCCACACAGGUCUAUUUUUACAUUAAUCCAACCAGGUUUGCAUUGUCGCGAAAGUACUUUUCUUUCUGUUACUUUGGUAUUUCUAUUUACGUGCGAAGAUACGACGCAAGGACUGGAAACAACAGAAAGACGACUUGAGUUGUGAUCACAACCCAGCUUCCAGGAAAAAAAUCCCUAAAAAGAUCACCCCUUUCUUAUUCUGCCCUUUGAAGAAUGAGCUUUCUUUUUGGUAACCGCUCAUCCAAGACAUUCAAGCCCAAGAAGAAUAUCCCAGAGGGUUCCCAUCAGUAUGAGUUGUUGAAACAUGCAGAGGCAACGCUGGGGAGCGGAAACCUGCGCAUGGCAGUUAUGUUGCCUGAGGGUGAAGACUUGAACGAAUGGGUCGCAGUCAACACUGUAGAUUUCUUCAACCAGAUAAACAUGCUUUAUGGGACUGUCACAGAUUUCUGUACAGAGGAGAGCUGUCCAGUCAUGUCUGCUGGUCCUAAGUAUGAGUAUCACUGGGCUGAUGGAACUAACAUCAAGAAGCCAAUAAAAUGCUCAGCUCCUAAAUACAUAGAUUACCUCAUGACCUGGGUCCAAGAUCAACUUGACGACGAGACGCUCUUUCCUUCGAAGAUAGGUGUCCCUUUUAAGCGUAACUUUAUAACUGUGGCAAAGACCAUCCUGAAGCGCCUGUUCCGGGUGUAUGCUCACAUCUACCACCAGCACUUUGACUCUGUCAUGCAACUGCAAGAAGAAGCCCACCUAAACACCUCAUUCAAACACUUUAUCUUUUUUGUUCAGGAGUUCAACCUUAUUGACAGGAAAGAGCUGGCUCCACUACAAGAGCUGAUUGAAAAACUGACAACUAAGGAUAGAUAAACAUAUCUAUUUUUUUAUUUAAUUUUUUUUUUUUUUAUUUAACUGGUUUUCUUGUUUUGCACAGAUACCCCUUAACCCUGGUUGUAUGGAUGCAGUAUAACAUUUCCAUUUGGGGAAAUGUUUAACACAAGGCCAGGGAUGUAGGGAGAUUUAUUAAGGGUUAUGCACCAGGGGAGUCUAUCAGGGAUUAUAGUUAUCCAAGCUGUCUUGAAACAGAAUAGCAGAAUACUAAAACAUUAAUAACAACUAAUAACAUUAACUUUGUCAUAGACCUGAACACUAUUACUAUUAUUACUAUUAUUAUUUUAUUACAUUUUUUAUCAGACCACAUUUGAGAGAGUGUGCAUUGGUGCAGAUUCAGUUGCCCCUAAUUGUCAACAAGUGCCUAGCAGGGCUCACAUUUACUGUAUCUAAUAACCAAAAACUCAGAAGUGAAGAUGUUUAAAAUAGAUAAAAUGCUAAAUUUUGUAAGGGGCAAUGCAUCAAAGUUUCCAUAUUUUCCCUAAAACUUAAAAUGAAAUAAAUGUGCUUGCACAUUUGCGUUUUGAGAUGCCACUUUUCCCUAAAUCCCUUGAUUAUAACAGAGAUUGAAGUGUUCUGUGCACAUACUAACAGAUGAAUGUGACGACAUAUGAGGCUAGAGAAAGGCAGUUGAUAGGUGUGGGAGGUUACUUUAUAUUAAAAGGGGGGCAAUAUGAGCCUUUUUCUACACAAAAGGUCAAAAGACUUAAUAAAAAUAUACAUAUUUUUCCUUCCCAACACUACAAAAAAAAUAUAUACAGAGUGAUGUAACCGUGUAUCAAGAAAAAGAAACUUAAACUUACUCUAAAGCAGCGGAGUUUAGAAAGGGCCCUAAUAGAUAUUGUAUUGCAUUGAAAAUGAUUAUGCUGAUAUUUCUCUAGUCAUAAAGCACUUUUACCCAAUGACCUAAUUUAAUUGAAUGUUUAUUCUGCAUAGGCUAUAGUCUGAGACUGACCCUUGUUUUCCUUUGUGUUCCCUAUAGGAGUGUUUAAUUUAACUCGGCUAAUGGGCCUAAGAACAGUUUCUUGGAUCUGUGGCUGUCUUUUAAACAGCAAAAGCAUGUUAUUUCUUGCUUAAACAAUACUAUGCAAAAUUGGACAUGACACUAAAAGAGCCUUGGUUCACUUGUUUAUGCUGAAAGCUUCUUUUUUUUUUUACUUUUGAGUGAGCGUAUGAUGGCUUUUCUUUGAUGUUUUUUAUUUUUUUUACAUAUCACGGAUUUCUCUAAAACAGCGAACAUGAAGUGAAUUUAUUAUGUUGAAUGCUUUUGCUGGGUAGAUGCUGAUGCCACUUUCUUCUGGAGAUUACAUACUUUUAUGAAUGUUACUGCUUACCCAGUAUCCAAAUUGUGUCAUUCAAGCAUCUCAUUAUAUCCUGUUCUCUAAUUUUCUUAUAAUCCUAACUGCAAGGUUUGUAAAUAUGGCUUAGUAAAACUUUUCAAUUACUAGAUUUAAUUAUGGUGUUGACAAGACGAAUAAAAGUGGUCUUGACUUGA
Messenger RNA from Boleophthalmus pectinirostris (great blue-spotted mudskipper), 2464 nucleotides. RefSeq names its product MOB kinase activator 1B. The record is from RefSeq and is a predicted model, not a curated record. Gene Ontology annotation, biological process: positive regulation of protein phosphorylation; hippo signaling. The coding region runs from base 298 to 948 and encodes 216 amino acids. Gene Ontology annotation, molecular function: protein kinase activator activity. Gene Ontology annotation, cellular component: nucleus; cytoplasm. The transcript is spliced from 6 exons. NCBI's taxonomy places the organism in Eukaryota, Metazoa, Chordata, Actinopteri, Gobiiformes, Gobiidae.